This is a messenger RNA of Acromyrmex echinatior (Panamanian leafcutter ant), 489 nucleotides long. Its product is annotated as odorant receptor 10. Lineage: Eukaryota; Metazoa; Arthropoda; Insecta; Hymenoptera; Formicidae. Gene Ontology annotation, biological process: detection of chemical stimulus involved in sensory perception of smell; sensory perception of smell. The record is from RefSeq and is a predicted model, not a curated record. Gene Ontology annotation, molecular function: olfactory receptor activity; odorant binding. Gene Ontology annotation, cellular component: plasma membrane.
AUGGUAGAUAUGGAAAAAUAUUUCAAACAAAAGUGGUAUGGUUCGGAGGAGGACAUAAGAAGGUACAAUACCAUUGAUUUAAUUUUGGGUGGCGUCACUAUAAGAUUUGCCGACAAUAUCGAAAGUACAUAUUCUUUAAUGAUGUUAGUAUUGAUAUUAGCUGAUGGAAAAAUAGAUAAAACUGUUAUCAUACAAGGAUAUUUCUCAGUAUUACUUCUUAUUAUCUUCUUGAUGAAUACUUUUCUCUAUUGUGGGGCAGGAGAGCUUGUAACAGAGCAAUGCAAUGCAGUAUAUCGUGCAAUAUGUGAUCUUGAGUGGUACAAAUUGGAAUCAAGGAAGGCAAGAAGUCUUAUUUUAUUAAUGAUGCGAGCGAAAUAUCCUUUUUGUAUCACUGCAGGAAAGAUUUUUCCGUUAACAAUGGCUACGUUUUGCAGUAUAUUAAAAACAUCGAUGGGCUAUAUAUCAUUUUUAUUAACACAACAUGGUUGA